Schistosoma turkestanicum is the source of this 924-nucleotide messenger RNA. NCBI's taxonomy places the organism in Eukaryota, Metazoa, Platyhelminthes, Trematoda, Strigeidida, Schistosomatidae. The record is from the annotation of a GenBank genome assembly.
AUGAUUGGACGACUUAUUCUUUCUGGAGGACGACAACUGAAGUUAUGUUCAGCAGCCUUGUCUGUAAAUAGUAGCUCUAAAUACAGAGUGGUCACUGUAGGAUCUUCAAUUAAUCAUGUUCCUUCUCAAGGAUUGUGUUACUUAUCUCCUGUCACUUACAGUGAUCAUAAUAAAUCUCAUGGUACUGGAACCACUCAACUCGUACUAGAUUCAAAUUUAAAAGCCUGUGUGUUAGAAUCCACAUUAGCCUAUGUCCCAAAAUAUGGUUGGUCACGUGAAGCGGUUGAGGCUUGUUGUCAAGCGGAAGGAUGGCCCUCAGGAUUACAUGCUUUUGUUGCACCUCAAGGUGGUAUUGACAUAGUUUUACAUUUCUACGCUACACGUAAUCAACAGUUGGCUGAAGUUAUGCAACAAUGGAGAACAACUAAUGCUAGUACAAAUAAAAAUAUUGAACUCAAAGAAUCAAGCUCAUCUUUAUCAUCAUUCCCGUCUACAGCUGAUGAAGUUGAUCGAUUUUUAUAUCGUGCUCUAGAGUAUCGACUGAAAAUGAUUCUACCAUACAUAGAAGUUUGGCCUCAGGCUUUAGGUUUAUUAUCGUUACCUACAAAUAUUCCCUCUUCACUUGGUAUGCUUGCUCAACUUGUUGAUGAAAUAUGGGCUCAAGCAGGUGAUCGUUCAACUGAUCUAUCAUGGUAUGCGAAACGUUUAGGUGUUGCUUAUGUGUACAAUUUAACAGAAUUGUACAUGUUACAAGAUAAAUCUCCGGAAUUUUCAGAAUCAUGGAUAUUUUUACAUAAACGAAUUGAAGAUUUACGAUCUAUGAAACAAAUGAAUUUAAAGGCUACAUCAAGUAUGCUUAGAAAUGGUGUUUUAGCUUUUGGAAAUGUUACUUGCAAUAUUCUCGGAUGGAAUCGUAACAAUUAA